Messenger RNA from Perkinsus marinus ATCC 50983, 1539 nucleotides. Its product is annotated as microneme protein 12, putative. The record is from RefSeq and is a predicted model, not a curated record. The coding region runs from base 1 to 1539 and encodes 512 amino acids. The transcript is spliced from 2 exons. Lineage: Eukaryota; Perkinsozoa; Perkinsida; Perkinsidae.
AUGUUAGCAUGGUUUGGUCUUGGGGACACCGACGAGCAGGUCGCUAUAAAUCCGGGCAAUUCUGAAGUAUCUCUGCAAGAGGGGUCAGCUGCUGCCAUCAGUGACGGUGAAGCAGUUGAAGUUAUAUCGGUCCACGAGUCCCAAGGGGAGCUUGCUGACGAUGAACAUCCUGUAUCGGAAUAUGGGAAGGCUUCCUCUUGGGGUAUAUCAAGUGAUGGAUCUCCGGUCAUUCAAGCGGCUGUGCCGUCCGAGGACCCACCGCGGCGGAGCGUAGUUCCACCUUUGAGACUAGACAAAUUGAAUAGUUUCGAGGUAGAGCCCAUCACCUCCUACUCGCCGACACCCGAAGCCUCUGCUGGGCUUGCUGGCGCACUCGUUGGAUGGUUCAACACUGGCGAAGAUGUGGAAGUUAACCCACCAGGGGACACCACUAAAGACGACUCUUUAUCCGGGGGGAGCAGUGAGACGGAAGGCUAUUGGCAAGAGGAUCGCAGGGGUGAGGGAGUUGGUUCGGGGGAGGGACACGAUUCCAGAGAAGAGCAUCUUCGCGAAGGAGAACUCCUUGGUGACAACGCAGAGAAUCUUGGGGGAGGAGAGCUUGACAAUGAGGACCGGAAUACAGGAGAAAAGUUCACUGAAGAAGAGUAUCAAGAGGGAGAAGGGCUUGUCGAAGAUGGACAGUACCAAGAGGGAGAAGGGCUUGUUGAAGAUGGACAGUACCAAGAGGGAGAAGGGCUUGUUGAAGAUGGACAGUACCAAGAGGGAGAAGGGCUUGUUGAAGAUGGACAGUACCAAGAGGGAGAAGAGCCUGUUAGCUUUACUACCGAUGAUCAUGCUGGUUCUGAGAUAGAACUUGAAGUGAGCUCGACUGUUGGGGAUGAGGCUGAAAGUGAAGCUGAAGCACCGGCAUACGAGACGACCGCCACCACACAGGAUUGGGUACCAAGCCUGGAAGCGGUGGGAGCGGCUGCACGAAAAUCCCUGCAGAGGCUAUCGGUUAUGGUUUCGCGAGAUGGAGCCUCAUCAGAGGGCGAUGUUGAUUUCUAUCGGGAAGUUGAACUGGAGGAUGACGAUGACGAAGAAUCGGACGGGUCGGAAGCAACGGGUUUCGAGACGGACGAAGAAGAUGAGCAGCGGCGUGGGUCUCAAGACGAUCUCCGUCCGGACUCAUUGGAGCGUCAGCCUGUCAUAGAGCCGCUUACCUCCAAUGGGACCUCUUUGGUGGGGCGAGAAGACGUACAGCAGGCUCCCUGGGAGGUGAAGGACGCAGUUCUCGACGAGGAGGUACCAUCGUCAUCAUCAAAUGGGGCCUCGGCGAUGAGUGGCGAGGAGGUGGUCAUGACUGUGGACAGCUCCGAACAGGAGGCAAUGAUGGUGGAUCGCAGAGGAGACCAUCCAGAGGAUACCGUAGCGGCAACUGAGCAUCUGAAGGGGAUGGAAAUCGACAACUCUAGAGAAGCAGCGAGCAUGGUAGAGCAAUAUCAGGAGCCCCUACAGAAAGGAGGUCGUCUCCUAGAGGAGCUGCUGUUAACUCGCUAG